UGCCCAGAACAAAGGCUCUUUUCACGCCCGUGUCCCGCAGUCCCAAGCUUUCUCUGAGUCAGAAGAGAGUGGAGGGUUUUGUCAUCCUCCCGCCCCAGCAACUUAGACCCAAGGAACCCGCGCGUGGCCAGCGUCGGGGAGUCAGGGGCGAGGUUGGGGACCUGGAGGAGGGCUCGUGUUCCUGAGCCUUGCAAGGAUAUGCCAGGCCUUGGGAGCCAUAGCUGAGGAGUCGGGGCGGAGCUGCUGGGCCAGGCCUGCCGCCGGGUUGAGUGUGACUCCACGGUCCCGGAGUAGGGGGGUGGGGGACAGCCCUGCAGCUGGCUGGGACCCGGGGCUGGUUUCCUGUCUGGAAGGGAAGGGGCCCCGAGAGGGGAUCAGGGCCAGCAGCAGCCAGGCACACCCCUGACUUUCUCCCUCUCUCUCUCCUCCCUUCUGCUGGAAAAGCGAGGUAAUUGUGAGCCCAGGGUGGGGCGUGCUGGAUGGGGGCCGGCAUUGGAAGGGGUGACCCUGGGAGCUGGGCUGCAUUACAGACUCACCCCUUUGUCCCAUUCCCUGGGCUCAAGUCGCCUCAUGUCCUCACUUCUGUCGCUAACUUUUCUCAAACUAAGCCAGAACUCCCUCGGUCGGUUCUGAUCUCCCGUCAAGCCUCAGGAUUCCGUAGAAUCAGCAGGAGGCGUCCCUUCCCUGCCCCCUUCCAGCUGUGCCUGCCCCUCACUGCCCUCGCAGCACGCACAUUCUCGAUCGGCCAGGCCAGAGAUGUGGGCGGGAGCGGGGGAGGGGCCAAAAUGGGAAUGAAAGGGCCUUUUUCUUCCACAGCUGGGAGAACAGCUGCCACCAACUCCAGGCUGGACACUCUGUGCCCAGAGCCCCCUCUGCAGCUGGCCUCUCCUCCCAGGAACCCCUGCUCAUUCUUACCUCACUUUCUUUCCUCCUCUGCUUGGCUCCUACCAAGGCCUUGGAACAGCGCUAGGAGAGAAACUUUUGUCACAGAAGCCAAAGGGGUCUAACAGGACUGCAGAGGGACAGGGACAGACUCUGCAUUCUGUCCCAGAGCUGGACACCUCUCUCGAGCCCGGGGAGCAGUGGGAGGAGGAACUGUGGGACAACGUGGUGCCUACCUGGCCUCUCUCCGGGCAGCAAGGGAAGGGGCUUUAGGGGACACAGAGAUGCAGGACAGAUUGCGCAUCCUGGAGGACCUCAAUAUGCUCUACAUCCGGCAGAUGGCACUCAGCCUGGAGGACACAGAGCUGCAGAGGAAACUAGAUCAUGAGAUCCGGAUGAGGGAUGGGGCCUGCAAGCUGCUGGCAGCCUGCUCCCAGCGAGAGCAGGCUCUGGAAGCCACCAAGAGCCUGCUGGUGUGCAACAGCCGUAUUCUCAGCUACAUGGGUGAGCUGCAGCGGCGAAAGGAGGCCCAGGUGCUGGAGAAGACAGGCAGGCGACCUUCGGACAGUGUGCAGCCUGCUCAGCACUCCCCUUGCCGUGGCCGGGUCUGCAUCUCUGACCUCCGGAUCCCACUCAUGUGGAAGGAUACAGAGUAUUUCAAGAACAAAGGCGACCUGCACCGCUGGGCUGUGUUCCUGCUGCUGCAGAUUGGGGAACAGAUUCAGGACACAGAGAUGGUCCUGGUAGACAGGACCCUCACAGACAUCUCCUUUCAGAAUAAUGUGCUUUUUGCUGAGGCAGAGCCUGACUUUGAACUGCGGCUGGAGCUGUAUGGGGCCUGUGUGGAAGAGGAGGGAGCCCUGGCUGGUGCUCCCAAGAGGCUUGCCACCAAACUCAGUAGCUCCCUGGGCCGUUCCUCGGGGAAGAGAGUCAGGGCAUCGCUGGACAGUGCUGGGGCCUCCGGGAACAGUCCCGUCCUGUUACCUACCCCAGCUGUGGGAGGUCCUCGAUUCCACCUCUUGGCCCACACCACUCUUACCCUAGAAGAAGUGCAAGAUGGAUUCCGUACACAUGACCUCACGCUCACCAGUCAUGAGGAGAACCCUGCCUGGCUACCCCUUUAUGGCAGCGUGUGUUGCCGCCUGGCAGCUCAGCCUCUCUGCAUGAUCCAGCCCACUGCAAGUGGUGCCCUUAGGGUGCAGCAAGCCGGGGAGCUGCAGAAUGGGACACUGGUACAUGGAGUCCUGAAAGGCACAAACCUCUUUUGUUACUGGAGAUCUGAGGAUGCAGACACUGGGCAAGAACCACUGUUCACUAUCGUCAUCAACAAGGAGACUAGGGUCCGGGCAGGUGAGUUGGAGCAGGCCCCAGAGUGGCCUUUCACCCUCAGCAUCAGCAACAAGUAUGGGGAUGAUGAGGUGACAAACACCCUCCAGCUGGAGAGCAGAGAAGCCCUGCAGAACUGGAUGGAGGCGCUUUGGCAGCUCUUCUUUGACAUGAGCCAGUGGAGGCACUGUUGUGAUGAAGUCAUGAAGAUCGAAACUCCUGCGCCCCGGAAACCACCCCAAGCCCUGGCCAAGCAGGGGUCCUUAUACCACGAGAUGGUCUUAUCAGAACCUGUGGCCUCCGGAGGUCCCUGUGAGGGGCUGCUCCUGCAGAAUAAUGCCAUCUCAGCAGAGAUUCGGGCCUUGCUUUCUUCCUAUUACAGUGACAGGUGACAGUCAGGGCUGAGCAGGCCAGGGCUUGAGCUCUGACUAGCCCCCUCCCCUUGCCCCCUCCCUGCUGCCACAGCCAUUGAGCCGCUAGACGACAUCGCAGCUGUGACAGACAUCCUGGCCCAGCGGGAGGGCACAAGGCUGGAGCCAUCCCCACCCUGGCUAGCAAUGUUUACAGACCAGCCUGCCUUGCCUAGCUCCUGCUCGCCUGCCUCAGUGGCCCCAGUCCCAACCUGGAUGCAACCCCUGCCCUGGGGAAGACCCCGAACCUUUUCCCUGGAUGCUGCCCCUGCAGACCACUCCCUUGGGCCUUCUCGCUCGGUUGCACCCCUUCCCCCGCAGAGAUCCCCCAAAUCCAGAGGUUUCUACAGCAAAAGCCAGCUCGGCCCAUGGCUCCAGUCCCCAGUGUGAGAGGAACCAGCAACAGGAUCUGGCCAAGAAAGAAAAUGACCCAAGGACAACUGGGCUCUAGGUCCAGCACUGUGGGGCACCAGUUGGCCAGCCUGGGCUCCUCUUCCUCCACUGGACUAGGACGGAAGGCUGGGGAGGGGUAAUGGAAACCCCUCUUAAGUUGUGGCUAUCAUGGUACAGAGGGGGACCAUUCCUGGAGCUGGCUAGGAUUCCCCUAAGCGCUUCCUGGGAGAAAACUGGAACAACUCUGCCCUAUCUGCCUGCACUAACCAGCCUCCAGGGCGGCAACGGAGAGUGGAGAGGAAAGCACCUCCCCCCGUGAUCCCAAUAUCAACCAUUAAAGUUAUUUAACAGCUCGA
Messenger RNA from Mus musculus (house mouse), 3367 nucleotides. It is a transcript of the gene Rtkn, whose product is annotated as rhotekin. The transcript has 12 exons. Gene Ontology annotation, molecular function: GTPase inhibitor activity; small GTPase binding. Gene Ontology annotation, biological process: signal transduction; Rho protein signal transduction; regulation of apoptotic process. NCBI's taxonomy places the organism in Eukaryota, Metazoa, Chordata, Mammalia, Rodentia, Muridae. Bases 1167 to 2600 code for a protein of 477 amino acids. The record is from RefSeq and is a predicted model, not a curated record.